Messenger RNA from Cylicocyclus nassatus, 3164 nucleotides. The record is from the annotation of a GenBank genome assembly. Lineage: Eukaryota; Metazoa; Nematoda; Chromadorea; Rhabditida; Strongylidae.
AUGAGAGAGGGAGCAGUUCGAGAAGGAGACGGCUACCACGCAAUCGCACGAUAUCCAUUUCGAGCUGCUAUACCGCAGACAAGAUCCCUCUCACCUUUGCUACAGAGUAAAGCGAUGGUAGCACCCACCAUUACAGAUGUCUGGAACGGCAAUCGGUUCCCCGAUCUUUCUAUUAGACCUUCUUUGCACCAAAUACUUGAACAGCCUGAACAGUUUUUUCACAUUAGUCAGCAAUCGACAAAAAUGAGUAUCGACCAUAGUCGUCGCGUGCAUCUGUCUAAAGAAUUGAAACGGCGAGCGGACAUACUGCAUUAUCGCGAUUAUCUGUUGAGACCAUCUAAUCUACAGCAAGCUGGGAAGAAGGUAAUCGCACAGGAAGCUGUUGAUAUCGAAAAAGUCACCCUCACCAUGGAAAUCACAUACAGCGAUUACGAGGAAAUGUUCACGAAAAGAAUUCUCGGUGGUACGUCAGAAAGUUGUGCUAAUAUCAUGAUGGAAACAAACACAAUCAUACAAUUUCCCGAUCGUGAUGAGGCUAAUCCAGAUUUCAUGCACCAGGUGACUAUCACGGGACACCUCACUGACGUUGAAGAGGCACGAAUCCGCUUGAGGAGAUUUUGUCCUGUAGUUUUGAUGUUUGCGGUCUCUGAAAGAGCGCGAGAUGAUGUGCCUGCGAAUAGAUUAGGGCAGUGGAUAAAGGAGAAGAUCGAUGAUGGCUUGAUCAAUUUUCCAACGCUCAGUAUACAAGUGCUACCUCAUUCAUUAUCAUCAGCGUUCAAGGAUCCUGUUGUACGAGUUAGCGGUCGCGUUGGUGAUGAACGUCUUCUCUUACAAGCAUGUGAACGUCUACGAGAUCUUAUAUUUGUUCCAGAAGUUGCGGAAAAGGUAUCUUUUUCGACCCACAUGGAAGUGCCAGCCGCACAGCGUUCACAGCUUGUAGGGACGCCAGAUGGAGCACAGCUGCUGGUAAUAUCGAGAGUGACAAAAGCGUUACUUCAUUUCCCUUCGCAUUCGGACGAAGCAUCCCAAACUUUAUUCUUUUACUUUACCGGACAGCCCGAGUCAAUACUUAGAGCACGUAGAUAUGUGCAGGGUUUACUGCCAAUGCAGCUUUGUUUUCACGCCGGAAGCGAAGAUCUUCGUGCUCGGAUUGAUCCUGAGAAUCGCCUUAUAAAAUUUUAUGAUGAAGUCCUUCGUGUUUCUGUACGUGUCGUUCCUUCUGAUCUCGAAUCACUUUCUUUGCUUCCAGGUGACCAGAUGAGGCAUUUCAUCUCACUGCGAAGCAGCGAGUACAAUGUUGGUGCAUUAUAUGCUGUCAUGCGGCGCGUCCUCAAGCGUGGUGAUGACAUUCCCAUGGUGAAGCCCACCGAUUAUGCCGAGAUGUUGCCUUUGAUUCCUGACCUUAUCAAGCAUGCUUGCGAAGUAAAUGUAAAGUGUCGGCUGGAACCGAGUAUAUUCGACGUAACUUCUUUAUCGCCUCUGUUAGCACCGACUAUCUUACUGCAUCCUGCAAAUUCUUCGCUGUCUUUGUCAACAGAAGCAGCCGAUCAGUCGCUAGAUGGGGACUUCCUCGCUUCAUCGGAGAACGCCAUGCUGUCACAGUGCAGAGAGCCUUUCGCACCAUUUAGUCGCUCGUGUUUGGAUAAUUCUUUCGACACAACCUCUUCUGCGCAUUCAUCUAGGAAUGAGAAUGAAGUGGUUACACGUGGCGGUGCCGCAGCAGUGAGCAGAAGUCGGCAUUCCUCUCCGAAACAUUAUUUUUCAAACAAGCAUUUUGGCCGCCAUAGUGGUUCGGAGAAAGAAAGCUUUUCUCGUGAAAAAGGCUCUUAUAUCACUUAUAGUCGUAGGAAUUAUCAUGGUGAAGGAAGGGGAGCCUCGUUUCGUGGGUCUCGCUUUGCGGCACCAAAUCCCUCUCAUCCUUCCAUGAAGCACCAUCUUGCUUUGCGUAGUCGUGAUGGAGAAGCUAGCAGAGGCGACGACAAUCGCUAUCAGCGCUCGGAGUUGGAGUUAGAUGACUUUGGCCAUCGAAAAGAACUACAGCUUCAUCAUGUUGCCGAGCGCCUCGGUCAUAGCGCUUCUGACCGCCGCACCGCUUCCGAUUGGCGUGGAAGUCAGCAACUCAAGUCUUCACCUGGCUACAGUAUCUCAUCUAAAACAGUCCUUGCACGGAAUCAAGAUAUGCCGAACAGGCGUCAAAUGGCUUCCAAGAUUGAACUGCAGCAUCGGAUCAAAGAGGAGGCUGUUGAUGAUGAUAAGGAAAAUACUCAUCACACUUCUAGCAGAAGAAUGGAUGUCAUGGACCUGAUCAAAUUGGCUUCGGCCGAAGAUUUUGGACGGAAGAAGUCAAUAAUUGAAGAGAGCAGUUGCUUGCUGGACUGUGGUGACACGUCGGGCGCAGAUACCGUUGCAGUGCGUGCUGUGCAGGAUGUGGAUGACCCAAAGAGCACAGUAGUUCCAGACAGUCAUCAUAGUGACGCUACCCAUACAAAAGCCUCGUCUACUCUUUCACUAAAGAGCUACAAUCAUCAUCCCAGCUCUCUUCCCGCCGCAGAUUCGCGGAUUAUUACUCAGCCGCCAUGUUAGAGUCUUUCAUACAUACAAACUUCAACUGUAGCAAAUGCUGUGUGUCGAAUGAAAACUAGGAAUUCUACUAGUGUACCUUCACCCAAAAUCACUCUUGUACCUCAGGCGUAUUUGUGAACUUCGUACAAUGCUGGCUCUUUUAUCGGGUAAUCGUAUUGUGAUGUCUCAGCUUUUCGCUUAGUUCCUCAUGCAUUUCACUUCUUCUUCGCAAUGAUACUUUCCUAGAUACUAUUACUAGAACUCUUGCUUGUAUAUAUGUUAAUUUCUGGACAGUUCUUUCCAUGAGUUAUUUUAUAGGUAUACGAGUGUUUGUUUUAUACGAAAAUAUUGAAAAAAAAAACCAAAAACUCUUGCUUGCAGACAGUGCUCAAUUUUGUAUCGAAGAAAUAAUAGCCUAGUUAGGAUCUUGGUAUAUAACGUAAUUCUGUUUUAUGUGUCUUAUAGAAAAAAUGAUUCUACACUUUUAUACUAAGUCUGGCGUUGUAAUAUCUCUAUAUCCGUUUUCAUGUGAUUACUAUAAUCUGCUGGUCAUUAAUCGUACCCUGGAUUUGUAUCUCAUCUGAAUAAUAAAACAGAUAUAA